UUCGGAUAGCGAUAUUUGAGGGUUGCUAGUCGGCCUCUUGUUCCGUGAAUGAGAAUGGUUACUACUGCUAGUAAUGCUUUUUCUUUUUGGUUAGCAUUGAGUGACUUCCUGUUCGAGUGGGGGAAGAGAGUGAGAAGAGCUAGCAGAUGUGAUGGAAAAUUGGUGUGGAGGUUCAUUAUAUAUGAAAAGGUUAAGGCCAUCACACCAUAAUAAUCCACUUCGGUCUCAUUCUUGCGAAACAGGAGGGUCACGCAAGGCCACCCCACUAGCAAAGGGACCUACCCAAGGACGUGAGGGUAGAUCAAAGCCGGUGGAUCCAGAUCUAUGUCAGAUGACAACCGAUGAGGUAUCUGAGGUGAAUGGAAGAGUUAUUGUUGUGAUGGAAUGGGAAGGGAUACGGAACGGGUUCUUCAUCCAGUGUGUUGUAGCAUAGCCUCCAGGUCACCCAGUCCGCACAGGGCCAAGUCAGACGUAAAUGACGGGGAAC
Molecule: messenger RNA, 487 nt
Organism: Aspergillus costaricaensis CBS 115574
Lineage: Eukaryota; Fungi; Ascomycota; Eurotiomycetes; Eurotiales; Aspergillaceae
Exons: 1
Coding region: 152-433 (93 amino acids)
Source: RefSeq, a predicted model, not a curated record